AUGGACAGCAAUCUCCCCUUCGACCAAGCCGUUCAAAUCGUCCUCAACAUCGAGAGGACGAAGGCCGAGGCCAAGGAGCUGACCAUUGCCACAGAACAGCAAUCGACAUGCCACGUCGCCCAUAACGUUCAGAAGGUCGACUAUCACCGACAGUUGCCUCGUGGACCUUCGUCCUCCCGUAAGCCGUCGGGAUGGAACUUUCCGCCUCAGCGUAAUACGCGGCACAGUUCACCGUUCCAUCAAGCGUCAAACGGAACUCUAGUGGCGACUAUCGUUCCGUCUGGACGGAACGCUAGCCACACUUUUUGCGAAGACAGUCAGACAUCGCUGCAGUACCACUUCCGGAGGGCGCACAACACCGUGUCCAACAUUGUGGCAGACGUAUGUCCUGCAAUCUACAGUGUCCUCAGGGAUGAUUUCCUAAAGGUGCCCAGUAGUCCUGCAGAGUGGAAGGCCGUUGCGCAGGGCUACCAGGACCUGUGGCAGUUUCCGCAUUGCGUUGGUGCACUGGAUGGGAAACACGUUGCCCUGGUGCCACCACAUGAGACUGGGGCACAGUUCCGAAACUACAAAGGAUUCUUCAGCAUUGUUUUGAUGGCACUGGUGGAUGCAGACUUAAACUUCAUAUUUGUAGAUGUCGGCCGAAAUGGUCGUAUGAACGACAGCGGCAUCUGGGGUGCCUGCAAGCUUAAGGAGACUCUGGAGAGGCAACCCUCCAUACUUCCGGAUGCCGAACUGCUUCCUAGGUCAAGAGACUCGGCACCCUACGUCAUUGUGGGGGAUGAAGGCUUUGGGCUAAAACCCUACUUGAUGAGACCGUACCCUGCAGCUGAGCUCACCACUGACAAGCGGCUGUUUAACUACAGGCUUUCACGUGCCCGCCGCACGUCUGAGAAUGCCUUCGGAGUGCUUGUGAACCGAUGGCAAAUCUACCGGUCUCCCCUUCGCCAUGACCCAAAGCGAGCCACUGACAUCGUUCUGGCCACAGUGGCUCUCCACAACUUCCUCCGGUCAAAGCGGAUAACUCGGCAGCUGUAUACCCCACAGGACAGCUUGGAUGUCGAAGACAUCUUGACUGGCAAUGUGCGAAAUGGAUCAUGGAGACAGGGGGUGACUCCCGCUGGUGCCAUGAGACAGUUCCGAAGAGGCGGAAGCAACUCCAGUGACACUGCCAAGGCAGUGCGCAACUUGUUCAUGAACUACUUUGUCAACGAGGGACAAGUGAGCUGGCAGUGGCGAAUGAUCCCCUAAACAGGCACACUUGGGCGUCCACUGGAACUCCCGGCACCGCUUGUGCUAGCUCCGUCGCUUGAGCCUCUAUGGCAGCUGCUAGGGGCAUUGCCUGGGCUGGGCGCUUGGCUGCAGCUGCUCAGCUCAUCUUCCAAAUCGAGGCUUGAGGGAUCUACAGGAUCGCUCCCUUCCAAGUGCCCCCAAGGGCUGUUGUCAGCUCCCACUUGAGAGCUUCGGCUGUCCUGCGAGCAUGGUUCAGCCUGCAAGUAUGAAAAUGCUUGUAUA
Molecule: messenger RNA, 1515 nt
Organism: Ixodes scapularis (black-legged tick)
Lineage: Eukaryota; Metazoa; Arthropoda; Arachnida; Ixodida; Ixodidae
Exons: 8
Coding region: 1-1251 (416 amino acids)
Source: RefSeq, a predicted model, not a curated record